CGGCUGCGCUCCAUUCAUCUGAGCUGCGCAGGAAUGGAAGAAGUACCCGAACAGAUGUUGACAAUGAUGGGAAUAAAAAAUUAGUAACGUCUAAAUCGGCCGUGCGUGAAGAACACGUAUCAGACGAGUUUGACUUAGAAUCAUCGAGCUAACAUUAUAGGUAAACACAUCGUUGUCAAGCAACGACCGCAGGGUCUAGUGGGCAGCGCCAUGCCAUCUUUCAGCAGACAGGAGUUCUUCCAGGAGCUGGCGGAAGGCUGCAUCUUCCCCACCGCCCAGCAGGGCCUGGAGCAGGUGUGGCAACUGCUGCUCAUCUGCCUACUGUGCCGACUUCUCUGGAGACUGGGUGUCCCGUUAUAUUUGAAGCACCUAAGUACAGUAGCAGGGGGUUUCUACUCCCUCUACCUGUUCUUCCAGCUGCACAUGGUGUGGGUGGUGCUGCUCAGUCUGCUCUGCUACCUCAUCCUCUUCUUGUGCCGUCACUCCAACAACCGGGGCACCUUUCUCUCUGCCACCAUCCUCAUCUACCUGCUUAUGGGAGAGCUGCACAUGAUGGACACUUCCACCUGGCAUAAAAUGAGAGGCUCCCAGAUGGUUGUGGCUAUGAAGGCCAUCUCUUUGGCUUUUGACCUGGACAGGGGCACCGUGCCCACCGUACCAUCACCUGUCGAAUUCAUGGGCUACAUUUACUUUGUGGGAACAGUCAUCUUUGGCCCUUGGGUCAGCUUCAAUAGCUACAAGGAGGCCAUUGAGAGCCGGAAACUGAGCUGGUCCUGGCUGUGGAAGGUGUCUGUAAGCUGGGUCAAGUGUCAGGUGUGCCUGGUUAUCUCCAACUGUAUCGCACCGUACCUCUUCCCCUACUUCAUCCCCAUCUAUGGGGACAAGCUGCUGCGCAACAAAAAGAAACGAAAAAGCAGAAGUACUGUAGCAAGGUGGCUCCAUGCAUAUGAAAAUGCUGUUUCCUUCCACUUCAGUAAUUACUUUGUGAGCUUCCUGAGUGAGACCACCACCACACUGGCUGGAGGAGGGUUCACCGAGGACAAAGACAAUCUAAAAUGGGAUAUGACUGUAGCCAGGCCACUCAACAUUGAAUUACCCAGGUCUAUGGUGGAAGUUGUGACAUCCUGGAACCUGCCCAUGUCUCGAUGGCUGAACACCUAUGUUUUUAAAAGUGCUCUGAAACUAGGAACCUUCCCUGCCAUUCUGGUGACCUACACAGCUAGCGCUCUUUUACAUGGCCUCAGCUUCCACCUAGGGGCUGUACUUCUGUCCCUGGGUUUCAUCACCUACGUGGAGCACGUUCUGCGGAAACGGCUGGCCACCAUUUUCAGCGCUUGUAUUCUUUCAAAACGCUGCCUCCCUGCCUGUACUCACCAGCACAAGAAGAGCCUGUGGGUGUAUAGCAUAAAUGUGGCCUUCAGUGCUUUAGCUGUCUUCCACCUGGCAUACCUGGGCUCCCUGUUCGAUGCUAAUGUGGACAACGCUGAUUCUGAUGAGAGCUACUUGGCCAACCACACCAUUCAGAAGUGGACGGAGCUCAGCUGGGCAAGCCACUGGGUGAUGUUUGGCUGCUGGGUUUUCUACCGUCUCAUUCAGUGAGCAUAGGAGGGGCAUGGGGACCGGGGAAAGCUAUAACCUCUUGUCCCCUGAAGCCAGGCCUGGACAUGAAGCCUAUUGCAAAGGCAAGGCUGGUUGAUGGACCUCCUUUUGGAAUUCUGCCCUCCCCUUCCCUCAUCAUGUCUUUCUCUUUGCCAGUCUCAUGUGCUCAAGACACAGCUUGUCAAUGCUUCUCUCACAACACUUCACAACCACCUUCAGCCCACCCUUCCUUUGUCCUCUAAAGAGAAAAUGUGAUUCAAUCACUAACUCUUCCUCCUUGAUCACACCCUGUUGAUGGAACUGCACCGGUGUACAAACGGUUUGGCACAUAUUGCACUGUGAUUCACAAUCAACACUCAGAAGCAUGGCGGCUGUUAUACCCGUCAUUUGCUCUGAUGAACAGUAUUUUACCUGCCUCCUUGUUGUCAGUGUGAGGACUGCUCAUUUAGUUGAAUGGAUUUCAUUAAAAAUAUCUGGGUCUUCAAAGUGUAGCCUUUCACAGUAGAAUUAAACAUUCUUUUAUACCUUUUAAAUCUUAGUAAUGUGGUGAAUUUAAUGUAAAAUCUUAUAGAUUUAAAUGUUUCUCCAUGUGUAUAAAAAAAGGGGUCACACGUUCCCAAGUGGAACUGCUAACUCUAGACAAUCAACUGUCUGAACACCACAGAAAUGUCAUUUAAGCAGACCUGAGCAAGCCUGUAUCAUCAUUCCUGUGCUGGGCCUAAUGCAGUGAUGCACGUCAGCAGAGCUUUUGAGGGGUGUACAUUACAGAGCAGCUUAGCCAGGAGACAUGAUCCUGUUGAGCCCAGAACUGCAGCUGAAGAGUAUAACUGGCAUUAUCCUUCUGUCAGGUGGAUGGAGUUGGCAUGUAUGCACUGGGCUUUGCAGGAGACUCUUCUCUGGAACUUUCAGGUACUUGCAAGUUAUGGGUUUCCAGCCUCAAGAUUCCUCUCCCAGAUGAUGCUGGUUUAGCAGAAUGGUGCUGUGUGGCCUGCAGAGUAUUAAGAAAGCAGUGGAGCUGGCAGGGAUUUUAUUAUCAGAGUACACACCCUGCCUUGGGAUGGAUUAAUGAUGCCACACAAAUGGAAAUGGCAAAAUAUGGGUCAAAUAUUGGGGCAUUAACAGCAGGUAAUAUGUGUUACAUAGUGCUAAUUGCUGAACCAUUGGCAAUCAGAAAACUUGCUACCCCUACUUUCAGUAAUGAUACACUUUUAAAAAUUCUUUAGCUUUUUUCUUUAUCUGUGGUCAAACUGACAGUAACAAGCUGCUCCUGGUUUGUUAGAAAGUAAGAUAUAGUCAUUUAAAUACUGUUCUCUUGUGUGAGGCCUGUUGUAUUCAAGUAAGAUACACUACAGUGUUGUAGUAACUCUAAUUUACUUCUAGGUUAGUUAUAGUCUGCUUGCGUACUAUGUGGGACAAAAUAGCCUAAAAUAGCCUAUUCUUAUAUCAGACCUGGUUUUCUUGUCUGAAUGUUCAGUGAACAGCCAGCAGUCCUAUUAUUUUGGAACAAACUAUCUUUUU
Molecule: messenger RNA, 3117 nt
Organism: Scleropages formosus (Asian bonytongue)
Lineage: Eukaryota; Metazoa; Chordata; Actinopteri; Osteoglossiformes; Osteoglossidae
Product: protein-serine O-palmitoleoyltransferase porcupine-like
Exons: 15
Coding region: 211-1599 (462 amino acids)
Biological process (GO): Wnt protein secretion; lipid modification; protein palmitoylation
Cellular component (GO): endoplasmic reticulum; membrane
Molecular function (GO): Wnt-protein binding; palmitoleoyltransferase activity
Source: RefSeq, a predicted model, not a curated record